Cladocopium goreaui is the source of this 1463-nucleotide messenger RNA. Lineage: Eukaryota; Dinophyceae; Suessiales; Symbiodiniaceae. The record is from the annotation of a GenBank genome assembly.
AAGGGUGAGGAAACACUACUCUCCCAGGCAAUCCACAGUCGCAGGAUAUCAGCUGAGGGACGCCGGGCUCGCUUGAAAACACAAAGUGCAUAUGUCAUCCAAGCGGAUCAACGAAGAAGCCUCGAAGCUGUCCUUACCUUCAAAGGAAAGGAAACCGAUGAGGCAGUCCUUUCAGAAAACACUGAGUCGUUUGGAACUGCAGUACACAAAUCUGGAGCUGUUGCCAGAAGACUUAGAUGCAGAAAGAGGAUCAGGAAAGUGGUUGGUUUUGUCCUGGCAGUUUAGGUGGCUGGUCUUUGGUGUGAUAUUUUUGAACAUGGUCAUAAUCUCUGUAGUGGAAAGAAUGUGGGAAUAUGACGAGAUUUCCAAUGUGACCCUGAUGGUUGAAUGGGUGGCUUUGGCAUGCUUUGGCAUCCUACAUGGUCGAGUUGGGGCUUCGGCUUUAUGCUGGUCAAGGUAGAACUCGUUUUUGGUGCAUUUUCCUGGACUUUGUUCUAGUCAUCGUCGGCAUUUUGGCGCUGUUCAUACCCACUGUUUUGUGUUUCUCCCAUGUAUGCACGCACCUUCAGAGCUACAUGCUGACUGUGUGGUUGCUUCGUUUGCUGAAGCUGGUGCGAAUAUCCAAAGAUGAGCGAAAGUUCCACCCUAUGUCCCUAUGUGGGUUCUUUUUGAUGGGAUUUGCCAUGCAUUUCCCACUAUUCUGGCAAGUACGAUCUUUGUCGUGAUUGUCAUAGCGAUAUUUGCCGGUCUGCUUAUCUCCCUGCUUCAUGAAGAUCAGGGCAUUAUGACGGACCCUGUGCUGGCAGAAUUGGCCCUGCUCUCACUGGUACAGUUUUUGUCGGGCGAUGGCUUAGCGGAUAUGUACUAUACGCUGAUGUUGGCCAGGCCUGAGUUGUCCUUGAUUUUCAUACCUUUGUGUGUCCUUGUCACUAUCGGGCUCAUGAAUUUGGUGCCCGCAAUCCUCUUCGAGAACCAGGCAAGAGAAAAAGAGUAUAAACAAAUUAUUGGGCAGCAGAGGUUCCAGAAAGAGAAGGUUUUCACAGCAGAUGGAGUCACUGAAGUCAGCAACGGCUGGCUUUCAACAGCCGAUUUCGCAGAGAAAUUCGGAGCUUUCAAACUGGAUGAGCUGUUCGCAGUCUUGGUGAGAAAACUAUGUCCGGGUGACCCUGAUCCAAUAUUGCCUGUAGAUGAAUUCCUUGAGGCAGUGAUGGAGCUCUUGAUCUUAGAGGUGCCUCUGUCCACAAUGGAGACCUUAACAGCGUGGACUGUAUUGAAGAGCGCUUGGCUCACACAGGAGUCCCAGGAAUCCAUGGAGAAGCAGGAGGACUCGAUGCACAUCCAGCAGUUGAUGGGCAUGGCGCCAUUUCGCAAGAAAAACCGUCGGAUUUUCGUGGGAUGUAUAGUGAUGUCGUAUGGGGAUAUUUGUUCAAUCGUCCCUUCCACGUAACGGUUCUCAAUACAAC